UGGAGUGUUAGCAGACGGUGUCGAUAAACGGGUAACGUAGAGUAGCUCAGGUGACCCUGAUAGAAACGCAUAAGUGAUGAAUUAUAUAUUAACAACGCAGAAACAGGAAGACCUGAGCAGGUAGAUAGUCGAAAUAAUGUUUUGUCAGUAAGGUCAACUACUUAUUUAGCAAGAAAGUUAACGUUACAUUGUCUAAAGCUUUAGUAUUUUGUACUCAUACUGGAAGAUCAGAUUAUUUGUAUUAUUUAUUAGGUAACAAUAUUAUUUAAAGCAACAGUUCGUCGUUCUUUGAGGGAGGAUAAGAUCUACUUAUCUCACCACAAGUGUUGCAAUCACCUGUAAGACCAGUGUGAGGUAGUACUGUCAUUUUCUGUCCACAAUCUUCAUCUCAAGACACCAUCCCAAAGUUGCUUCUGUUGCAGAACCUCUGUUGACGAGGUCACACUGCUUGCAUGUUGAUGUCUGGGUUUCAUCUCCUGGUUGUGUCUCUCAUAUUUGACAUAAGCUGCUGAUUUCUUAGGCUUGCCAUUUCCGAAGCGUUUACAACUGAGGACUCGAAUCCUUCAGGAUGAACCGUUACCUGCCAGUGGCACGGCAGCACUUUUUUAGUGCACUCGCAAGCACGAGCGUGGUGGUCAAGUCCAUAUGUGCCACAGUGAUCCUGAUGUACCUGCUCUCCUGGGCAGCUAACACCCCUUACCUGCUUGGCGUCACACCUGGCUUCCUUUUUCCACCAAACUUCUGGAUUUGGACGCUUCUGACCCAUGCAGUGGUGGAGCAACACAUUCUCGGCGUGGCGGUGAACAUUGCUACUGUGAUGGUUGCUGGACGGCUUUUGGAGCCAUUAUGGGGAGCGCUGGAGCUGCUGAUCUUCUUUGCUGUGGUAAACGUAGCAGCCGGUCUCCUAUCUGGACUCUCUUAUCUUCUCACCUACGCUGCCACCUUUGACCUGGACUACCUGUUUGCUGUGCGGGUGUAUGGUGCACCCACUUUUCUGGGGGGCAUUCUUGUAGCACUGAAGCAGACUGCGGGAGACACAACAGUGCUUCGAGUUCCUCAAGUACGUUUGAAAGCCGCCCCGGCGCUAGCUUUACUAGCAAUAGCCGUCCUGCGGCUAGCAGGACUGCUGGACACUUCAGCUCCACUAGCAGCAUGCGGGUACGGCGCUCUGUCCGGGUGGGUUUACCUGCGCUUCUACCAGAGGCACUCUAGGGGGCGUGGAGACAUGUCAGACCACUUUGCCUUCGCCUCCUUCUUCCCAGAGGCACUCCAGCCGGCUGUUGGCUUUGCAGCUGGGCUUGUGCACGCUGCCCUUGUGAAGAUAAAAGUUUGUCGUAAGAUGGUGAAGCGAUAUGAUGUUGGGGCUCCAUCCUCCAUCACCAUCAGCCUACCAGGCACAGACCCACAAGAUGCAGAAAGGCGGAGGCAACUUGCUUUGAAAGCUUUGAAUGAGCGUCUGAAGCGUGUGGAAGACCAGUCGGCUUGGCCCAGCAUGGAAGACGACGAGGAGGAUGAUGAAGAUGAGGAGGUGCGAACAGACACUCCUCUCCUUUCAAGCCGAGAGACUUUGCCACCAGCACCCAGCACCACACAAAAUCCUACGGGACAACAGGAGUCCAGCAUCAUAAGUUUUGAAGAUGCUCCGACCCAUUCCUAACACAAAAAGACACGCAUACAAUCCUUGUUUUUGUCCUGCAGAGUUCAGUUUAUCCUUACAAUCACAAACGCUACUGGAGACAUCUCGCACAAACACACACACAUUAUCUUGGUAAUGUUUUACAUACACAAACGAGGAGUUGCCACUAAAUGAACACAUUACCUAAACUAAAUGACAAAGACAUCCAUACUCAGUUUUUCAGCUG
Messenger RNA from Sinocyclocheilus grahami, 1862 nucleotides. RefSeq names its product transmembrane protein 115-like. Gene Ontology annotation, biological process: retrograde vesicle-mediated transport, Golgi to endoplasmic reticulum. The record is from RefSeq and is a predicted model, not a curated record. The transcript has 2 exons. Bases 569 to 1657 code for a protein of 362 amino acids. Lineage: Eukaryota; Metazoa; Chordata; Actinopteri; Cypriniformes; Cyprinidae. Gene Ontology annotation, cellular component: membrane; Golgi apparatus.